UUCCUAAGGGAGGUGUUGACGAGCUUGAUAGAGUCGCCUGAUGAUGAGGAGUUUGAACACUUUUUAAUUGCUUUUGCAAAAGCCAACAAGCAGAAAAACAUCACCCUCAUCAAAAAUCCAGGUGUACGAGACACAAUCUUGAACCUGACUUUGACGGCCCUUGCGCCUGAAUUUGAAGAAUUUGAGCCUGAAGACUUUAAGAUGUUGUUCCAGGACCAUUUGGCUCCUGUCUUGGCGAGCCUCCACCCUGGCAGCUUGGCGGUUAUCCCCAAUAACAUCAGCUGUCACUCCUACAGAGCUAUACUCACUGGUCUUGGGCAAAGUGUGGAAUCCCUGCCAUUGCACCUUUCGGACAGCCUGAGAUCAAGCAUAAAGUCACUGAAGGAAAGAUUCACACGUUGCUCACUUCCAGACUCCUUCAUGUGCAAGAAGACCCCGGUCAAUGAGAACCUCACCUGUGCUGCAGUCAAUAGAUCACACGUCCAAGAAACACUAUCUGUUUACAAUUCCUCUGAAGCGCUGUGCCGUUUUAACCUCACUGAGCAUGCUUGUUCCUCGGCUACACAUCUAACAGCCAGCAACUUGGUCACAUUGAUGAACUGCACACUGGAAAGCAACAGGACAUACCCGACAGAGGUCUGGAAGCUUUUAUUCCAAAAAGCUUCUCCUGAACUAGACAAGGCUCUUGAGACAUUCGCAACCAUGGCACCAGGCAACAGCAAGCCAUCCUUGUCACAUGCACUUGAGGCUCUCGGAGAGGUGAGAAUUGCCAACUUCAGCCAGACACAACUGCAGAGUGAUGACUUUGUCAGCAGCUGGUUCCAGACAAAUAUUCGUCCGUUUUUGGCCUCCACAACCCCCAACUUCCUGUUCUGCCUCAGCUCCAAGAACUUCAGCUGCGAGACCUACCAGACUGUCAUCAAGGCAUUCAGCAGUCAAAGGGCAUCCAUGGACAGAGAACAACAGCAAGCUGUCUACACGCAUUUCAUCCGACCAUUCCUUUCAAGAAAUGACUCAUCAGAUCCUGGCUGUGUCUCCUUCAACAGAGGCAGUAAAGAGUGGCUUCAGGGCAACUUUGGCAACUUCUCUGGUUUUGCAAAACUUCGGGAUCUGCAACAUCUCAAUGCCAACUUCUCCAGCGCCGAAUUGUUGCCACUGCUCACUCCCACUCAGGUGGCAGAGUUGACACUGAGCUCAGGGGCCUUGAAUGACACCGACCACAUUGACCGUGUGUUUGAGCGACUCCAGGAGGGCGAUGCUCUGGAAAAUGUGGAAGAAUUCCUGACACAGCUGACAGCUAAUGGAAAGGGCCCGGAUUUCCAACCUGUUGUGAGAGACCGUGUAAUGAAUCGGACCUUCAGCAUUAUCAGUCCCAAUUUCACACACUUUAUGGAAGAAGACUGGUUUGUUUGGUUCCAUAAGAUCCUGGUUCCUGUCCUCCCAAGUUUCAGUCCAAUGAUGAUCAAGAGUGCAACCGCAAACAUUUCCUGCAAAAACUUCCAAGUCGUUGUGAGUGGGAUGAGCAAUGCUGCCCCUGCAAUGUCCAAGGGACAACGAAAAGGCAUUGGAAAAGCCUUGCAAGGCUAUCUGGUCAAAUCGGCCAGUGUCAUCAACAAGCCAGUUUGCAGACACGGAAUUCAGAGUGAUGCGGAAUGGCUUGAAGCAUACUUGGGUGCAUUUUCCCAACACGUAACAUACUCUGACCUCAAAGCCUUCAACCUCUCUGCGAUGGCAGUUGUGGACUCCCUCUCACCAGAGCAGAAGACUGAGCUGAUAUUGGAUACUGACAGUGGAGCUUUGGAGGAUGAGGCCUUCCUAAGGGAGGUGUUGACGAGCUUGAUAGAGUCGCCUGAUGAUGAGGAGUUUGAACACUUUUUAAUUGCUUUUGCAAAAGCCAACAAGCAGAAAAACAUCACCCUCAUCAAAAAUCCAGGUGUACGAGACACAAUCUUGAACCUGACUUUGACGGCCCUUGCGCCUGAAUUUGAAGAAUUUGAGCCUGAAGACUUUAAGAUGUUGUUCCAGGACCAUUUGGCUCCUGUCUUGGCGAGCCUCCACCCUGGCAGCUUGGCGGUUAUCCCCAAUAACAUCAGCUGUCACUCCUACAGAGCUAUACUCACUGGUCUUGGGCAAAGUGUGGAAUCCCUGCCAUUGCACCUUUCGGACAGCCUGAGAUCAAGCAUAAAGUCACUGAAGGAAAGAUUCACACGUUGCUCACUUCCAGACUCCUUCAUGUGCAAGAAGACCCCGGUCAAUGAGAACCUCAUCUGUGCUGCAGUCAAUAGAUCACACGUCCAAGAAACACUAUCUGUUUACAAUUCCUCUGAAGCGCUGUGCCGUUUUAACCUCACUGAGCAUGCUUGUUCCUCGGCUACACAUCUAACAGCCAGCAACUUGGUCACAUUGAUGAACUGCACACUGGAAAGCAACAGGACAUACCCGACAGAGGUCUGGAAGCUUUUAUUCCAAAAAGCUUCUCCUGAACUAGACAAGGCUCUUGAGACAUUCGCAACCAUGGCACCAGGCAACAGCAAGCCAUCCUUGUCACAUGCACUUGAGGCUCUCGGAGAGGUGAGAAUUGCCAACUUCAGCCAGACACAACUGCAGAGUGAUGACUUUGUCAGCAGCUGGUUCCAGACAAAUAUUCGUCCGUUUUUGGCCUCCACAACCCCCAACUUCCUGUUCUGCCUCAGCUCCAAGAACUUCAGCUGCGAGACCUACCAGACUGUCAUCAAGGCAUUCAGCAGUCAAAGGGCAUCCAUGGACAGAGAACAACAGCAAGCUGUCUACACGCAUUUCAUCCGACCAUUCCUUUCAAGAAAUGACUCAUCAGAUCCUGGCUGUGUCUCCUUCAACAGAGGCAGUAAAGAGUGGCUUCAGGGCAACUUUGGCAACUUCUCUGGUUUUGCAAAACUUCGGGAUCUGCAACAUCUCAAUGCCAACUUCUCCAGCGCCGAAUUGUUGCCACUGCUCACUCCCACUCAGGUGGCAGAGUUGACACUGAGCUCAGGGGCCUUGAAUGACACCGACCACAUUGACCGUGUGUUUGAGCGACUCCAGGAGGGCGAUGCUCUGGAAAAUGUGGAAGAAUUCCUGACACAGCUGACAGCUAAUGGAAAGGGCCCGGAUUUCCAACCUGUUGUGAGAGACCGUGUAAUGAAUCGGACCUUCAGCAUUAUCAGUCCCAAUUUCACACACUUUAUGGAAGAAGACUGGUUUGUUUGGUUCCAUAAGAUCCUGGUUCCUGUCCUCCCAAGUUUCAGUCCAAUGAUGAUCAAGAGUGCAACCGCAAACAUUUCCUGCAAAAACUUCCAAGUCGUUGUGAGUGGGAUGAGCAAUGCUGCCCCUGCAAUGUCCAAGGGACAACGAAAAGGCAUUGGAAAAGCCUUGCAAGGCUAUCUGGUCAAAUCGGCCAGUGUCAUCAACAAGCCAGUUUGCAGACACGGAAUUCAGAGUGAUGCGGAAUGGCUUGAAGCAUACUUGGGUGCAUUUUCCCAACACGUAACAUACUCUGACCUCAAAGCCUUCAACCUCUCUGCGAUGGCAGUUGUGGACUCCCUCUCACCAGAGCAGAAGGUUGAGCUGAUAUUGGAUACUGACAGUGGAGCUUUGGAGGAUGAGGCCUUCCUAAGGGAGGUGUUGACGAGCUUGAUAGAGUCGCCUGAUGAUGAGGAGUUUGAACACUUUUUAAUUGCUUUUGCAAAAGCCAACAAGCAGAAAAACAUCACCCUCAUCAAAAAUCCAGGUGUACGAGACACAAUCUUGAACCUGACUUUGACGGCCCUUGCGCCUGAAUUUGAAGAAUUUGAGCCUGAAGACUUUAAGAUGUUGUUCCAGGACCAUUUGGCUCCUGUCUUGGCGAGCCUCCACCCUGGCAGCUUGGCGGUUAUCCCCAAUAACAUCAGCUGUCACUCCUACAGAGCUAUACUCACUGGUCUUGGGCAAAGUGUGGAAUCCCUGCCAUUGCACCUUUCGGACAGCCUGAGAUCAAGCAUAAAGUCACUGAAGGAAAGAUUCACACGUUGCUCACUUCCAGACUCCUUCAUGUGCAAGAAGACCCCGGUCAAUGAGAACCUCAUCUGUGCUGCAGUCAAUAGAUCACACGUCCAAGAAACACUAUCUGUUUACAAUUCCUCUGAAGCGCUGUGCCGUUUUAACCUCACUGAGCAUGCUUGUUCCUCGGCUACACAUCUAACAGCCAGCAACUUGGUCACAUUGAUGAACUGCACACUGGAAAGCAACAGGACAUACCCGACAGAGGUCUGGAAGCUUUUAUUCCAAAAAGCUUCUCCUGAACUAGACAAGGCUCUUGAGACAUUCGCAACCAUGGCACCAGGCAACAGCAAGCCAUCCUUGUCACAUGCACUUGAGGCUCUCGGAGAGGUGAGAAUUGCCAACUUCAGCCAGACACAACUGCAGAGUGAUGACUUUGUCAGCAGCUGGUUCCAGACAAAUAUUCGUCCGUUUUUGGCCUCCACAACCCCCAACUUCCUGUUCUGCCUCAGCUCCAAGAACUUCAGCUGCGAGACCUACCAGACUGUCAUCAAGGCAUUCAGCAGUCAAAGGGCAUCCAUGGACAGAGAACAACAGCAAGCUGUCUACACGCAUUUCAUCCGACCAUUCCUUUCAAGAAAUGACUCAUCAGAUCCUGGCUGUGUCUCCUUCAACAGAGGCAGUAAAGAGUGGCUUCAGGGCAACUUUGGCAACUUCUCUGGUUUUGCAAAACUUCGGGAUCUGCAACAUCUCAAUGCCAACUUCUCCAGCGCCGAAUUGUUGCCACUGCUCACUCCCACUCAGGUGGCAGAGUUGACACUGAGCUCAGGGGCCUUGAAUGACACCGACCACAUUGACCGUGUGUUUGAGCGACUCCAGGAGGGCGAUGCUCUGGAAAAUGUGGAAGAAUUCCUGACACAGCUGACAGCUAAUGGAAAGGGCCCGGAUUUCCAACCUGUUGUGAGAGACCGUGUAAUGAAUCGGACCUUCAGCAUUAUCAGUCCCAAUUUCACACACUUUAUGGAAGAAGACUGGUUUGUUUGGUUCCAUAAGAUCCUGGUUCCUGUCCUCCCAAGUUUCAGUCCAAUGAUGAUCAAGAGUGCAACCGCAAACAUUUCCUGCAAAAACUUCCAAGUCGUUGUGAGUGGGAUGAGCAAUGCUGCCCCUGCAAUGUCCAAGGGACAACGAAAAGGCAUUGGAAAAGCCUUGCAAGGCUAUCUGGUCAAAUCGGCCAGUGUCAUCAACAAGCCAGUUUGCAGACACGGAAUUCAGAGUGAUGCGGAAUGGCUUGAAGCAUACUUGGGUGCAUUUUCCCAACACGUAACAUACUCUGACCUCAAAGCCUUCAACCUCUCUGCGAUGGCAGUUGUGGACUCCCUCUCACCAGAGCAGAAGGUUGAGCUGAUAUUGGAUACUGACAGUGGAGCUUUGGAGGAUGAGGCCUUCCUAAGGGAGGUGUUGACGAGCUUGAUAGAGUCGCCUGAUGAUGAGGAGUUUGAACACUUUUUAAUUGCUUUUGCAAAAGCCAACAAGCAGAAAAACAUCACCCUCAUCAAAAAUCCAGGUGUACGAGACACAAUCUUGAACCUGACUUUGACGGCCCUUGCGCCUGAAUUUGAAGAAUUUGAGCCUGAAGACUUUAAGAUGUUGUUCCAGGACCAUUUGGCUCCUGUCUUGGCGAGCCUCCACCCUGGCAGCUUGGCGGUUAUCCCCAAUAACAUCAGCUGUCACUCCUACAGAGCUAUACUCACUGGUCUUGGGCAAAGUGUGGAAUCCCUGCCAUUGCACCUUUCGGACAGCCUGAGAUCAAGCAUAAAGUCACUGAAGGAAAGAUUCACACGUUGCUCACUUCCAGACUCCUUCAUGUGCAAGAAGACCCCGGUCAAUGUCAAUAGAUCACACGUCCAAGAAACACUAUCUGUUUACAAUUCCUCUGAAGCGCUGUGCCGUUUUAACCUCACUGAGCAUGCUUGUUCCUCGGCUACACAUCUAACAGCCAGCAACUUGGUCACAUUGAUGAACUGCACACUGGAAAGCAACAGGACAUACCCGACAGAGGUCUGGAAGCUUUUAUUCCAAAAAGCUUCUCCUGAACUAGACAAGGCUCUUGAGACAUUCGCAACCAUGGCACCAGGCAACAGCAAGCCAUCCUUGUCACAUGCACUUGAGGCUCUCGGAGAGGUGAGAAUUGCCAACUUCAGCCAGACACAACUGCAGAGUGAUGACUUUGUCAGCAGCUGGUUCCAGACAAAUAUUCGUCCGUUUUUGGCCUCCACAACCCCCAACUUCCUGUUCUGCCUCAGCUCCAAGAACUUCAGCUGCGAGACCUACCAGACUGUCAUCAAGGCAUUCAGCAGUCAAAGGGCAUCCAUGGACAGAGAACAACAGCAAGCUGUCUACACGCAUUUCAUCCGACCAUUCCUUUCAAGAAAUGACUCAUCAGAUCCUGGCUGUGUCUCCUUCAACAGAGGCAGUAAAGAGUGGCUUCAGGGCAACUUUGGCAACUUCUCUGGUUUUGCAAAACUUCGGGAUCUGCAACAUCUCAAUGCCAACUUCUCCAGCGCCGAAUUGUUGCCACUGCUCACUCCCACUCAGGUGGCAGAGUUGACACUGAGCUCAGGGGCCUUGAAUGACACCGACCACAUUGACCGUGUGUUUGAGCGACUCCAGGAGGGCGAUGCUCUGGAAAAUGUGGAAGAAUUCCUGACACAGCUGACAGCUAAUGGAAAGGGCCCGGAUUUCCAACCUGUUGUGAGAGACCGUGUAAUGAAUCGGACCUUCAGCAUUAUCAGUCCCAAUUUCACACACUUUAUGGAAGAAGACUGGUUUGUUUGGUUCCAUAAGAUCCUGGUUCCUGUCCUCCCAAGUUUCAGUCCAAUGAUGAUCAAGAGUGCAACCGCAAACAUUUCCUGCAAAAACUUCCAAGUCGUUGUGAGUGGGAUGAGCAAUGCUGCCCCUGCAAUGUCCAAGGGACAACGAAAAGGCAUUGGAAAAGCCUUGCAAGGCUAUCUGGUCAAAUCGGCCAGUGUCAUCAACAAGCCAGUUUGCAGACACGGAAUUCAGAGUGAUGCGGAAUGGCUUGAAGCAUACUUGGGUGCAUUUUCCCAACACGUAACAUACUCUGACCUCAAAGCCUUCAACCUCUCUGCGAUGGCAGUUGUGGACUCCCUCUCACCAGAGCAGAAGGUUGAGCUGAUAUUGGAUACUGACAGUGGAGCUUUGGAGGAUGAGGCCUUCCUAAGGGAGGUGUUGACGAGCUUGAUAGAGUCGCCUGAUGAUGAGGAGUUUGAACACUUUUUAAUUGCUUUUGCAAAAGCCAACAAGCAGAAAAACAUCACCCUCAUCAAAAAUCCAGGUGUACGAGACACAAUCUUGAACCUGACUUUGACGGCCCUUGCGCCUGAAUUUGAAGAAUUUGAGCCUGAAGACUUUAAGAUGUUGUUCCAGGACCAUUUGGCUCCUGUCUUGGCGAGCCUCCACCCUGGCAGCUUGGCGGUUAUCCCCAAUAACAUCAGCUGUCACUCCUACAGAGCUAUACUCACUGGUCUUGGGCAAAGUGUGGAAUCCCUGCCAUUGCACCUUUCGGACAGCCUGAGAUCAAGCAUAAAGUCACUGAAGGAAAGAUUCACACGUUGCUCACUUCCAGACUCCUUCAUGUGCAAGAAGACCCCGGUCAAUGAGAACCUCACCUGUGCUGCAGUCAAUAGAUCACACGUCCAAGAAACACUAUCUGUUUACAAUUCCUCUGAAGCGCUGUGCCGUUUUAACCUCACUGAGCAUGCUUGUUCCUCGGCUACACAUCUAACAGCCAGCAACUUGGUCACAUUGAUGAACUGCACACUGGAAAGCAACAGGACAUACCCGACAGAGGUCUGGAAGCUUUUAUUCCAAAAAGCUUCUCCUGAACUAGACAAGGCUCUUGAGACAUUCGCAACCAUGGCACCAGGCAACAGCAAGCCAUCCUUGUCACAUGCACUUGAGGCUCUCGGAGAGGUGAGAAUUGCCAACUUCAGCCAGACACAACUGCAGAGUGAUGACUUUGUCAGCAGCUGGUUCCAGACAAAUAUUCGUCCGUUUUUGGCCUCCACAACCCCCAACUUCCUGUUCUGCCUCAGCUCCAAGAACUUCAGCUGCGAGACCUACCAGACUGUCAUCAAGGCAUUCAGCAGUCAAAGGGCAUCCAUGGACAGAGAACAACAGCAAGCUGUCUACACGCAUUUCAUCCGACCAUUCCUUUCAAGAAAUGACUCAUCAGAUCCUGGCUGUGUCUCCUUCAACAGAGGCAGUAAAGAGUGGCUUCAGGGCAACUUUGGCAACUUCUCUGGUUUUGCAAAACUUCGGGAUCUGCAACAUCUCAAUGCCAACUUCUCCAGC
Molecule: messenger RNA, 8367 nt
Organism: Gymnodraco acuticeps
Lineage: Eukaryota; Metazoa; Chordata; Actinopteri; Perciformes; Bathydraconidae
Exons: 71
Source: RefSeq, a predicted model, not a curated record